Messenger RNA from Amphimedon queenslandica, 2690 nucleotides. Its product is annotated as ephrin type-B receptor 2-like. The record is from RefSeq and is a predicted model, not a curated record. The transcript is spliced from 9 exons. Gene Ontology annotation, biological process: protein phosphorylation; multicellular organism development; cell surface receptor protein tyrosine kinase signaling pathway. Gene Ontology annotation, cellular component: plasma membrane; signaling receptor complex. Gene Ontology annotation, molecular function: ATP binding; transmembrane receptor protein tyrosine kinase activity. Bases 21 to 2477 code for a protein of 818 amino acids. NCBI's taxonomy places the organism in Eukaryota, Metazoa, Porifera, Demospongiae, Haplosclerida, Niphatidae.
UGCAUUUGCUUUAUUGAAAGAUGCUCUGCCUUCUCUUGCUUGCUUUUCCUUUACUCUUUACAGCAACAGAUUCUACUAAUUGUGCUAAUGUGGUUGGACAAGAAAUACUUGAAGAUACUGGUGGGAUUAAUCUUUUUGUUGAUGCUACUAACAUUCCUCAAAUACCAAGUUUUGCAGCUCCUAAUGGAAGACUGGGUGUGAUUGAAAAUGGUGUAGUCAACCCUUUUCUGUCUCAAUCCGAAGGGAGUAGCUUUUUCACCUUAACCAGCUCAUUGAGGAAAAUACCAAUGUUUAUGACAGCUAGCUCAAAACUUUAUUAUUCGUUAUCUGUACUAUCGAAUGAUUCAGUUGUAGCAGGUCCUUUUACAACUAUUACUAAUAAUAUUGGAGUGAUAUUACCAGGAAGUGAUACAAGUGUUAGUGUUGAUAUUUGUUGUAAGAGAUCAGGUUCUAUUGUUCUUCAAGGCUGUCUCACAAUUGGUACAAUGCCAUUGAAUGUAUUAGGUGGUGCAUAUAAAACACUGCAACCUUUCUAUGCUUCAUAUGAAUGCUUAGCUGAUGAUGUGAGAGAUUGUACUGACUCUCCUCCAUUGUCACCGCUCAUUUCUGAGCUUUGUUUUGGUAGAAAUGUUACAAGAGAAUUAGUGGACAGCAGGCAAGGCUCCUGGGGCCUUUUUCUAUUGACUUAUACUGACAAUAGUUUCUGUCCUAUUGAUGAUAGUUACCCGAAUAGCAUCACAUAUUUUUUAACGGAUCCAGCUUCUAAUUCUCUUUUCCCUAUCAGUCCAACCAUACCAAUCCUCUACUUGUUUUUUGAAAGGAAUGCCAAUGAUCUAAGUCUCAGUUGGGAUGGACCGAUUGGUUACAGUUUUGAUUUUGUCUCAAGGAAUCUCGAUAUUGUCAAUACCGAUGAUCUUAACUCUUCCAUUCCAAUGCAAGGGGAUUUUAGUACCUACCAACUUGAUUUCUCUGUUGAUUUGCAUUGCCUACCUAACAUUAGCAGUUCUGCAAUUAUCGAUGUCUACUUCAAUUUCUCUACAAUCCUCAAUGGAAAUGUAAUCAGUAACAUGCUUCAUUUUUUCUUCCAUCGUGCCUGUGCAUUUUCAAUGGCCAAUGCUACACUUAACAGUACUGCUCCUCCAACUUCAAGACCAAGAGAGAUUAUUGAUAUAAUAGUACCAUCAGUUGGUGGCCUAGUGUUACUAACAUUAGUUGUAGCAGUGGCUAUGAUCAUUUGCUGUUGUGUCUCCAUUAAAAGAAAGAAGACAGCUGUGAAGAAACUUGAAGAAAUGAAUGCAAGUAUUGAAAGAAAUCGAACUGUGUCUGCCAGCAUUAAUGCCUACACUGCAAUCCAGAGUUUGAUGUCUGUUAGGAAUCCAUUUGAGAUUCUCUCUGAUUGUAAUCUCGAAUAUAACUAUGCUUUGUUGAAAGUACUGGACAAGAUCGGUGAGGGAUUCUUUGGAGAUGUCUACAAAGGAACAGCUCCAGGUCUCUCCUCUAGUUUUGUAGCUAUAAAAACUCUAAAGAACAACUCAGACCUGGACACGCUGGAAAAGUUUGCUAAAGAAACUUGGACAUGUUCUAAAUUUGAUCACGAGAAUGUCAUCAAGCUCUUAGGAGUUUGUACUUUUGGAGCUCAAAAGUGUAUGAUAUUCCAAUACAUGGACCUUGGCAGUUUAGAUAAACUAUUACGUAAAUCCUCACCUUCUUCUCCAGAUUAUAACUCUGAGGAUGACCACUUGCUUACUCCGUACCAAUUCCUCAAUGUGUCCAUUCAAUUAGCUAGAGGAUUAGCAUAUCUGUCUUCUCUUGAUUUUGUACACAGAGACAUUGCCUCAAGGAACUGUCUACUGGACUCAUCAUACACUGCUAAGAUUGCUGAUUUUGGACUCUCAAGGAAUAUUGGUGGAAACAAUUACUAUCGUAUCGGGAGUGGGAACAACCUCCUGCCAAUUAGGUGGAUGCCCCCAGAAGCAAUAUUCUUCAGUACUUUCACCGUGAAGAGUGAUAUAUGGUCCUUUGGUGUUCUAUUGUGGGAGAUAUACACGUAUGGUAAGCUACCUUAUGGUGGAUUGAGCAAUCAUGAAGUGAUUGAUAAUGUCAGAGGAGCUAAGAUUCUUGAUAAGCCAGACCUGUGUCCACUGGGAGUCUACGAUAUCAUGAGAUCCUGUUGGUACCAGGUACCAGCUAAGAGGAUAUCAAUACAAAGCGUACUGGAGAAACUUGAGACUUACGAAAGAGGUGAAGAAAUACCCCAGCAUAAUUAUGCUAAUCUAAUACCGGGGACUGACUUGGCUGGUCCUUUAUCAACUCCACGUCAAGUUGAAGUCGAGAUGACACCUUUCAGUACACCUCGCUCUAGCAGUUAUAGAGCCAGUAUGGAGAUAAAUUCAGAAUUCAUGGACAGUGCUAUAAUUACUGCCAUUGAAGAAGAUGGGGAAGAAUUAGCUAAAAUAUUGUCAAUGAGUCUGAAAUAACAAUACAUUUUAUUUAUUUGUGCUUUGCUAAGUAUCAUGCUGUGCUUGAAUUUUCUGCAGGAAAGGGUGUGGCUGCCCUUGGUGGGUGCGGCUCAAAUAUGCAAUGAUCUAUGACCCACAAGCACUUAACAAUUCUUUUCUACUCAAAGAUAAAAGCCACAGUUGUUAUCAUAAUGUCGUGUUGGAUUGAAUGCUUGCCAAAGGGGCCCCACA